Messenger RNA from Passer montanus (Eurasian tree sparrow), 2188 nucleotides. It is a transcript of the gene TDRKH, whose product is annotated as tudor and KH domain containing. Gene Ontology annotation, biological process: spermatogenesis. The record is from RefSeq and is a predicted model, not a curated record. Lineage: Eukaryota; Metazoa; Chordata; Aves; Passeriformes; Passeridae.
GCACCGGGCCCGGGGCCUGCGCCUGAACCGAGCCCCCCGUGAGGGCACGGCCGGCGGGGCACGGCCGGGGAGUGCCCGGGGUGGGCGCGCAGCGCGGCCCGGCCCCAGCGGGAGCUGCCGGUGGCCUCUCGGUACCCCCCGGUAAAGCCCCGGUAAGGGCCCGGUAAGGGCCCGGCGAUGGCGGGACGCGGCUCCGUGCCCAGCCUGAGCAGCCUGCAGAAAACCGCCCUGCUCCUGGGCGUGCCGGCCGCCGCCACCGUGCUCUACAUCCUCUACCGGCGCUACCGGGAGAGCCGAGAGGCGCAGGUGACGCUGGUGGCAGACGAGGGGCUGGACGUGGGGCUCAGGGUGCCCCGCACGGCCCUGAAAGCGCUGAUCGGCCGCCGGGGAGCCACCAUCAACCAGGUGGGCCACGACUGGGGGGACUGGGAGUGCUGGGAGAUACUGGGGGAACCGGGGGGACUGGGGACUGGGGGGACUGGGGAGGCGGCCGUGCUGCGCAUCGUGGCCGACAGCGCGCCCGUGGCCGAGCAGCUGCGCGUGCCCCAGCGCGCCGUGGGCAGGAUCAUCGGUACGGGGCACCCCAAAACCCUGGGGGGAUCCUUCUGUACCCCGGGACACCCCAAAUCCCUGGGGAACCCCAAAUCCCAGUGUACCAAACAGCUCUGCGUGCCCCAGCGGGCCGUGGGCAGGAUCAUCGGUAUGGGGCACCCCAAAACCUCUCACAGCCCCAAAUCCUCCAGGGGAAUCCUCAUAGCCACCCCAAAAUCCUGGGGGGAUCCCUCCAUGGCCACAGGGACACCCCAAAUCCCUGGGGAACCCCUUUCGCUGAUUUCGGGGUUCCCCCUGUGCCGUGGCUGUCCUGUGCCCAGCCCAGAUUUCAGCUUCCCUGCUGACGAGCACCUGGACGUUUACGUGUCGGCGGCCGAGAGCCCCGGGCACUUCUGGAUCCAACUGCUGGGCACGCGCAGCCUGCAGCUGGACAAACUGACAGCUGAGAUGGGCCACUUCUACCAGAGCAGCCCCGCCUGUCCUCUCAGUGUCCUCUCUGUGUCCCCUCUGUGUCCCAGCACUGGACAAGUUCAUGGCCAAGUGGAUUUGGGGUGGGUUUCAGUGGAUUUGGGGUGGAUUUGGGGUGGAUCUCAGUGCGUUUCCCUGCUUGGGGCUCCCCCAGUGCCCAGCCCAGAUUUCAGCUUCCCUGCUGACGAGCACCUGGACGUUUACGUGUCGGCGGCCGAGAGCCCCGGGCACUUCUGGAUCCAACUGCUGGGCACGCGCAGCCUGCAGCUGGACAAACUGACAGCUGAGAUGGGCCACUUCUACCAGAGCAGCCCCGCCGUGCCACCCCCGUCGGUGCACGCCGGGGCCAUCGUGGCCGCGCCGUACCGGGACGAUGGCGAGUGGUACCGGGCGCGCGUGCUGGGGACGCUGGACAACGGCCACCUGGAGCUGCACUACGUGGACUUUGGGGACAACGGCCAGGCCCCCCCCGAGGCUCUGCGGGCCCUCAGGAGCGACUUCCUGAGCCUGCCCUUCCAGGCCAUCGAGUGCAGCCUGGCCGGGAUUGUCCCCAGCGGUGGCGCGUGGCCCCAGGCGGCCCUGCAGGAGUUCGAGCGGCUCACGGGCUGCGCCCGCUGGUGCCCGUUGGUGGCGCGGAUCUGCAGCUACGGCCCUGCCAGGACCUGCCCGCGGCCCCGCCUGCGCCUCUUCGCCCAGCGCCACGGACAGAGCCUGGACGUGGGAGCAGAGCUGGUGCGUUUGGGCUACGCCGUGCCCGGGCCCCCGGAGGAGCCCCCGGACACUCCCGGCUGCGCCCCCGCCCCGAGCCCGGUGGAGCCCGGGGACGGCCCCGGCCCCGCGCCCUGCCUCAGCGAGCCCGGGCCCUGCCGGUGACACCGUGCAGUGACACCGCCCCGGGAGCGGUACCGGGACCCCCCGGCCCGUGCCCGGUGCCACCGGGAGCCGCUCCCGGUGACCCCAUCCCGGUGACCCGGAGCCCUCCGGGAGGCCGGACCGACCCAUCGCGGGGAUCUCCGCCUGUGCCUCUUGCCGGGACACGACACGCCGGGGCCGAGGGCCGGCGGUGCCCCUUCCGUUACCGGGAGUUCCCGGUUCCCUCGCCUUGUUGUGCUGUUCCGUUGCACUAACUGUGGUUCUGAGUUAAUAAAGUUGAAGGUUUCUCAGCGCU